Peromyscus leucopus (white-footed mouse) is the source of this 1221-nucleotide messenger RNA. Its product is annotated as amyloid-like protein 2. Gene Ontology annotation, cellular component: membrane. The record is from RefSeq and is a predicted model, not a curated record. Bases 25 to 1221 code for a protein of 398 amino acids. Lineage: Eukaryota; Metazoa; Chordata; Mammalia; Rodentia; Cricetidae. Gene Ontology annotation, molecular function: heparin binding; transition metal ion binding; serine-type endopeptidase inhibitor activity. Gene Ontology annotation, biological process: central nervous system development; axonogenesis. The transcript has a single exon.
AAAAGCGCUCUGGUCCCGCUGUGCAUGAGAGCGGGAGAGUCCAGCGCCACAGCUACCCGGAGAGGGAUGGCGGCCACAGGGACCGAGGCCACUGAGGCCGCCGGCAAGCUUCUUGUCCUGCUGCUGCUCGGGCUUACGGCGCCCGCCGCGGCUCUGGCUGGCUACAUCGAGGCUCUUGCAGCCAAUGCUGGGACGGGCUUUGCUGUUGCCGAGCCUCAGAUUGAGAUGUUUUGUGGGAAGCUGAACAUGCAUGUGAACAUUCAGACUGGGAAAUGGGAGCCUGACCCAACAGGUACCAAGAGCUGCCUUGGAACAAAGGAAGAAGUUCUUCAGUACUGCCAGGAGAUCUAUCCAGAGCUGCAGAUCACAAAUGUGAUGGAAGCAAACCAGCCAGUCAGUAUUGAUGGCUGGUGCCGAAGGGACAAAAAACAGUGCAAGAGUCACAUCGUCAUUUCAUUCAAGUGUCUUGUGGGUGAGUUCGUUAGUGAUGUUCUGCUGGUUCCAGAAAACUGCCAGUUUUUCCACCGAGAGCGGAUGGAGGUGUGUGAGAAGCACCAGCAUUGGCACACCGUAGUCAAGGAGGCAUGUCUGACUGAGGGGAUGAACUUAUAUAGUUACGUCAUGCUGCUGCCUUGUGGGGUAGACCAGUUCCAUGGUACCGAGUAUGUGUGCUGCCCUCAGACAAAGAUUGUUGACUCUGACUCUACUAUGUCCAAAGAGGAGGAAGAAGAGGAGGAGGAGGAGGAAGAGGAAGAGGAAGACUAUGAUCUUGAUAAAAGUGAAUUUCCUACUGAAGCAGAUUUGGAAGACUUCACAGAAGCAGCUGCAGAUGAGGAGGAUGAGGAUGAGGAGGAAGGGGAAGUGGUGGAAGACCGUGAUUACUACUAUGACUCUUUUAAAGGAGACGGCUACAAUGAGGAGAACCCAACUGAACCCAGCAGCGAUGGCACUAUUUCAGACAAGGACAUUGUUCACGAUGUGAAAGCUGUCUGCUCCCAGGAGGCGAUGACGGGGCCCUGCCGGGCUGUGAUGCCUCGUUGGUACUUCGACCUCUCCAAGGGAAAGUGCGUACGCUUUAUAUAUGGCGGCUGCGGCGGCAACAGGAACAAUUUUGAGUCUGAGGAUUAUUGUAUGGCUGUGUGUAUGAUUGUAUUUUUGCUAAAUACACACAUUGUACCCAAAAUUAUAAAGAUAGUUAAUGAAAAAGUUGUCUACUUAUGA